Molecule: messenger RNA, 740 nt
Organism: Thunnus maccoyii (southern bluefin tuna)
Lineage: Eukaryota; Metazoa; Chordata; Actinopteri; Scombriformes; Scombridae
Gene: ube2c
Product: ubiquitin-conjugating enzyme E2C
Exons: 7
Coding region: 119-643 (174 amino acids)
Source: RefSeq, a predicted model, not a curated record
UUGGCUGCGUGAGUGAGCAAGAGCCGGUUUAAACCGGGGGCGGGCGCGUGUUCAGUUUGAAUCCGGCAGACAGCAGCUCCGUUCGGAUCGCUCAGAGACAAACACACGCAGGAACAUCAUGGCCUCUCAGAACAUGGACCCUGCAGCAGCAGCAGCUUCCUCCACCGCAGCUCUGAAAGGCAGCGAGAGCGGCGGCAGCUCAGCCCGAGGCUCCGUCUCCAAACGGCUGCAGCAGGAGCUGAUGACCCUGAUGAUGUCAGGUGAUAAGGGGAUCUCAGCGUUUCCAGAAUCAGAUAAUCUCUUUAAAUGGAUCGGAACCAUCGAUGGAGCUCAGGGGACGGUGUACGAGGGGCUCAGGUACCGGCUGUCUCUGGAGUUCCCGGCCGGUUAUCCCUAUCAGGCUCCUCGUGUGAAGUUCGUGUCUCCGUGUUUUCAUCCCAACGUGGACGAGCAGGGAUUCAUCUGUCUGGACAUCCUGAAGGACAAAUGGUCGGCGCUCUACGACGUCCGCUCCAUCCUGCUGUCCAUCCAGAGCCUGCUGGGAGAGCCGAACAACGAGAGUCCUCUGAACACGACGGCUGCGGAGCUGUGGGCCGAUCAGGAAGCCUUCAGAGCUCAUCUACACUCGACGUUCCAGAAGUGAAGCUGCUCGUCUUUUUAUUCUGUUUGUCUUCUGUGUUUGUAUAAUAUUUUUAUGUUUGUUACCUCGCUGUGUUAAUAAAUUUCUUAAUCCAACAUCA